Caenorhabditis bovis is the source of this 1182-nucleotide messenger RNA. NCBI's taxonomy places the organism in Eukaryota, Metazoa, Nematoda, Chromadorea, Rhabditida, Rhabditidae. The record is from the annotation of a GenBank genome assembly.
AUGAGCGACGAAGACGAGCCCCUCAAUUUCUCAACAAACAAGUUAUUCGAGGAUUCAAAAGAUGAUGAAAGCCUAACACCUCGCUCGAUAUUCAACGCCCCAAUGAUAUUUCCGACGCCGUUUUUUAAUCCAGGAAUGAUGCCGCAGAGUAUUAUGGCAGCUCUUGCUAUGUCGCUAAAUCAUCAAAGAAUGAAUAAUAGUGUUUCUCCUUCCACGGAUCAUACAACAAUUAGUGUGAACAGCUACCCGUCUUCCGUGAGCAAUAUUAAAUCAGAAACACCUCCGACAGCUUCAUCCCCCACAUUGUGUUGUGCAGUCUGUGGAGACGUGAGUAGUGGAAAGCAUUACGGAAUUCUUGCAUGCAACGGAUGUUCCGGAUUCUUUAAACGAUCUGUUCGACGGCGACUUAUCUAUAGAUGCCAGGCAGGAACAGGCAACUGCAUUGUCGACAAAGCCCAUCGUAACCAAUGCCAAGCAUGCCGACUCAAAAAGUGUCUUGGAAAGGGAAUGAAUAAAGACGCAGUGCAAAAUGAGCGUCAGCCACGUAAUACUGCUACAAUCAGGCCAUCAUUGGAUAUGGAUCCCCAACAUUUUUUCCGAGAAUAUGCGGGAGCUGUUUCUGCUAUAAUGGGGCAUCCGAAACCUAUUAAACGCGAAGACUCUCCAGGUAGCGCAAGUGACGGAAAAACUGAAGAUGAAAAGAAGGACAGCUUCCAGGAAAUUGCAUUGAAAACUCUAGAAUCUGCACUGAAUUGGUUACACAAUAUUCCAUCGUUCUGUGUUCUUUCAGAUUUAGAAAAGAGACAAAUCAUUCUGACUCAAUGGCCAGUUCUCUUGUGCAUCUCUCUUUGUGAGAAUAUGAACGAAGAUAUAUCCAUCGAUGAAUCCUUGUCGCAAGUUAUGAUACGAUUCAAACAUCUCGAAGUCACUUCAGCGGAAUUUGCUUGCUUAAAAACUGUGGCAAUUUUCAUGCGAGCAUCUGAGGAAUUCUCGUUUCAAUUCGAGCAACAACUUGACCAAUCGUUGUGCAUUCUACAACAAAACUGUUUCCGAACACAUCCAAAUCCUUCAAGAUUUGGGAAACUUCUUCUUCUUCUCUCCGACAUUUACCACUACCCUACCUCGAAUAUCGAAUCUUUAUUGGAUGGAAAAAUUAACAACAUUAUCUCACAAUUUUUAUAG